Molecule: messenger RNA, 950 nt
Organism: Erigeron canadensis
Lineage: Eukaryota; Viridiplantae; Streptophyta; Magnoliopsida; Asterales; Asteraceae
Product: sec14 cytosolic factor-like
Exons: 6
Coding region: 43-807 (254 amino acids)
Source: RefSeq, a predicted model, not a curated record
AAAAAAAAAAAAAAAAAAAAAAAAAAAAAAAAGGUCAAACAGAUGGAUGGUAAGGAAGCUUUGACUAAAAAUAAUGGUGAAACACAUGGAAAUAACUAUGGAAGUAGUGAAGAAGAACACAAAAAGAUAUUGCAAAUGAGAGAUUUGGUCGAAAAACAAGAUCCUGCAGCCAAGGAGUACGAUGAUUUGACAAUUAGAAGGUUUCUUCGUGCUCGUGAUCUGGACAUAGACAAAGCCAGUGCUAUGUUUCUGAAGUACCUGAAAUGGAGACGGACAUUUGUUCCAAGUGGUUCCAUCUCUGUGACAGAAAUACCAAACCACAUAGCUCAAAACAAGUUGUUCAUGCAAGGAACAGAUAAAUCUGGACGGCUGAUAACUCUCGUAUUUGGUGGCAGACAUUACCCAGAGAAAGUAGGAGGUCUGGAAGAGUUCAAACGUUAUGUGGUCUUCACUCUUGAAAGAAUAUUGUCAAGGAUGCCUGCUGGCAAGGAAAAGUUUGUGGCUAUUGCAGAUAUCAAAGGGUGGGGAUAUACAAACAGUGACUACCGUGGAUAUCUUGCUGCACUCUCUAUAUUGCAGGAUUACUAUCCAGAACGACUUGGAAAAAUGUUCGUUGUGAAUGUUCCGUAUGUAUUUAUGGCAGCAUGGAAGAUGAUUUAUCCUUUUAUUGAUGAAAAAACAAAGAAAAAGAUCGUCUUUGUUGAUAGUAAACACCUGACAUCUACACUUCUGAAAGACAUAGACGAGAGCCAACUUCCAGAUAUAUAUGGAGGCAAAAUGAAAUUGGUUCCAAUCCAAGAUAGCUAAUUUAGGCAACAGUCUACUCUUGCUAGUAUUGUUCCCUUCUCCUAAGAUCAUUAUGCACCAUAAAUGGUUGCGAGAAAUGCCUGUUUUUGACAUGUAUAAUGUAAUGAAAUUUCACUAGUAUCUAAACUUUUGCUUGAAGGUGA